Molecule: messenger RNA, 582 nt
Organism: Verruconis gallopava
Lineage: Eukaryota; Fungi; Ascomycota; Dothideomycetes; Venturiales; Sympoventuriaceae
Exons: 1
Coding region: 1-507 (168 amino acids)
Source: RefSeq, a predicted model, not a curated record
AUGUCGUACCAUCUUUGUUCCCAGCAGAACCACGGCAAGGGCGCCGGGGCGAACGGCCGUUACUUGGAGCAUCGCGGUGCCCAUUCGCAACCCGCUUCAGAGCCCUCGCGGCAUCUACCUAGACAGGCAAAUUCGCCAACGAUGGCGACGCAGGACGCUGGGUACGACCAAAAUCAACAGACUGGGGCUUCGACCCUGGGAAGAAGCAGGUCCAGCCUCAAGACGAGGGAAAACAAGGCACAUGGUCCGGCGGGGUUCCUGCUGGAAGUCGAGAGACAGUGGGCGGCAUACUACGAACAGCAGCGACGAAGCGGUGUGUAUGAAUAUGGAGACGAGAGCGUCCAGCAAAGACGACGUAUCGAGCCGGACUUUGUGGCUUUCACAAUUGCUGGUGGGAAGAUCUACCUCGAGGAAGGUGGACCGACUCAAGCGAGCAAAAUAAGUUCGGAAAACAGUCAAAGCUCUCAUCGAAUAGCAGGAGAGCACUGGAGGAAGAAGACAAUUUAGAUCAUAUCCCUUUAGCUCAUUAUGGCGUAUCCUGCGUUAGAGGCAAGAGGAACAAGCACACAAAGAUCACUGCUC